UAUAAUAUUACUCCGUUAUUGUUUAGUUAAAAAAAAAAAGCUUUUCGUAGUAGAUUUGGUAUUUCUGCAGUUUAGAAGUGAGCUUGUACAGUUGUAGUUAUGGUGAACAUGUCAUUCAGAGCUAGAUUGGCACUUGUGCAGUUCUGCUAGAUCGAGACAUGAAGUCAGUUUGUACGGAUAAAACAGAGUAGUACUACUCCGUACCAACAAUAGUACAAUGUAAUCUGAUUAUUACUCUUAGUUUGUGAAAAUCAGUUAAUUCAGUCAAAUGUUUCCAAUUUUCAGAUUAACCAUAUUUCUGACAUCAUACAACCGAACCCACUUCAUAAACCGUUCAUUUCAAACAUCCUCAGAUUCUUACAUCAAAUGCAUCGAAAAUUACACUCUAAAUCGAUCUUUAAUGUCGGGUAAAGCGUUACAUGCUCAUUUGAUCAUCAAUGGCUCAGCUAAUUUAAGUCAUAUUGCUUCCAAGCUCAUUGCACUGUAUGUCGAAUGUCGGGAAUUGGGUAUUGCACACCAAGUGUUCGAUGAAAUGCCUAAGAGUAAUUAUCGACGAUGGAUAGCCCUUAUUGGGGCGUAUGCUAAAUGUGGGUUUUACAGGCAAGCAUUGGUUUUUUUACGUGAGAUGGUUGCAGAAGGUGUAAAGCCUAACAAUUUUGUGCUUCCUAGUGCUCUUAAAGCUUGUGGACAUCUGUUAGAAAGGCGGACCGGAGAGGAGAUACACGGGUUCAGUUUGAGGAGUUCGUUUGAUAGUGAUGUUUUUGUUGGUAGUGCUCUUAUAGAUACGUACUUGAAAUGUGGGUUUGUUGAUAAAGCGAGGAAGGUUUUCGACAACAUGAUUGAGAAGGAUAUGGUUGCUCUGAAUGCUAUGGUUGCAGGGUAUGUUCAUGCAGGGUUAGUGAAAGAGGCAUUGAGUUUUGUAGAGAAUGUGCAAGUGAUGAAAUUGAGGCCUAAUGUGGUCACAUGGAAUACUUUGAUUGCAGGAUUUUCGCAAGCAGGGGAUAGUUUAAUGGUAGAUGAGCUUUUCCAAGUGAUGCGCGAUAACAAGAUUGAGCCAGAUGAAGUGUCAUGGACUUCUAUCAUAUCAGGAUUAGUGAAGAAUUUUAAAAAUAAUGAAGCCUUUGUCACAUUCCGAAAAAUGAUGGAUUCUGGAUGUUUUCCGAAUACAAAUACUGUCAGCACUCUGUUAUCUUCUUGUGCUAAUGUAGCAAAUGUGUCAUGGGGGAAGGAGAUUCAUGGUUUUGCUUUGGGGGUUGGACUAGAGCAGGAUAUAUAUGUGCAAAGCGCGCUUAUAGACAUGUAUGCUAAAUGUGGAUGUAUAUCUCAGGCAUCAACUUUGUUUCGUAACAUGACUAGAAGGAAUACCCCUACAUGGAACUCGAUGAUCUUUGGAUAUGCUAACCACGGUUAUUGUAAUGAAGCAAUAGAACUUUUCAAGAGGAUGCAAAUUGAGGAUGCAGGGAAGCUCAGUCACUUGACAUUCACUGCAGUGCUAACAGCCUGUAGUCACGGUGGGAUGAUAGAGCUCGGAAGAACCUUAUAUGAAUCAAUGCAAGAGGAUUAUAACAUUAAGCCGAGACUUGAGCAUUAUGCAUGUAUGGUAGAUCUUCUUGGUAGAGCAGGAAAAUUAACCGAGGCUUAUGAUUUAAUCAACGCAAUGCCUAUUCAACCUGAUUUGUUCGUAUGGGGAGCAUUAUUAGGAGCCUGUAGACAGCAUGAUAACAUAGAGCUAGCAGAAGUAGCAGCAAAACACCUGUCAGAACUCGAACCUAAGGGUUCUGGGACAAGUUUAUUGUCAAAUUUAUACGCCGGAGCAGGAAGUUGGGGAAAUGCCGCAAGACUAAAGAAGCUGAUGAAGAAGAAGAGAUCGAAUAGUUUUCCCGGGUGCAGCUGGAUAGAGGCUGCCUGAUACACAACAGCUUCCCUAAGAAGGGGUGAACAAAGACAUCCAUAUAUUGUACCUAAAUGGAAACAAUUUCUGUUGUUUAGAUUAUGUAUACAUUAAACCUAAGUGUAAUCUCACAUCAUCAUUAUCUAGAAUGUCACCUUUGACAACCCAAAAGGUCACUUUAUCCACUUAAAAAAUAAUUUAAGUUAGUAGGGUGAUGACUCUGAUGAGCAAGUACUUUAUUUUUGUGCAAAUUUGCUAACAAAAAAGCAGCACUUUUUUUUUUGUUUUGGAAUUGUGUCAUUUUUGGGUUUGUUUCAUCUUUAUUAAUUAAUCCUUUCUACUUUGGAGUUAGAACUCUUACAUCAUCUCAAAACCGCAAUUUGCCAUUAAAUUUGUUAUUGGGAAGUUUGGUCGUUCUUGCUUAAUCAAAUUAUUUUAUACCAAGUACUAUAGUAUUAUUAUUCAAGGAAUCAUGUCUAAUUAUUAUGGAUAAGAUUUUUAAUUACAGCAAGUUGCAAGAAGAAGAUAUGGUGGUCCCUUCCAGAUCGAUCUGUUGGGCUGUUGGCAAAUGAGGAUGGUGUUUUAGGUUCUUGACAAGGUCAUGUUUUCAUGAGUUAUUAAUGACCCCUAAACUUAUUUUUUUUUUGCAAAUGGCAUGUCGUAAGAAAAUAACCUCAUUGACUUUGACACAUGACACUUAACAACCCUUUAACCCUCGUUGUAAAUCUGUAAUUCGUUACUGAUUUAUAUAAACUUACAUGAUCUUAAACUUUUAACACAAAAAUUGGUAAGUUGGUAACACUAAAGACUUCUAUUAAUAACUCGAAUAUUAUAAUAACCAACAAAAAUACAUUGAUCUUGAUAGUUAAAAUCUUUCACAGUGAUUGCUCAAGAAAAUUUGAAAGUACUUUAUGACCUUUUUGACUUUUCACUCUUGCAUUUUUUACAAGAGUUGGUAAACCUCUAAUACAUCAUAAUUUUUAAUCCUGAAAACAGCAUCCUCACAAUAUUUUCUAAUAUUGAUACAUAAACACAUUUAAAACAAAGCUGAUAUUCGAUAUUCAUCCUAUAUAGACUAACCAUCUUAGCGUAGCCACACAAUCAACUAUCAACUAUUGCACAAAAGCACUAUAUGUGCAAAGGGACCAGAGUACAAAGCUUUGCAUCAAUUAAAUAUUUAAAUGUAUAUAACUUUAUUGUUGUAUAAAAAUAUUGCAAUGACAGCUAAGGUAAGAUAUUAUUGUCGUUAUAUUAUCAUAAAACAAAUAGAAAGAGAAAUUAACAACACAUUAAACUGUAUACCCUUUUCACCGGAAUAAAUUGAACUUAAAUAUGAAGUAUCGCUUAUUAAACCUAAAUUUGAAUUAUCGAAAUUUAGUUUUUACAAACUUGUUUUACCUGAAAACGCCCUCGGUUAAUUUACACAAGUUGUGUUUUAUUUAUACGUACAAAUUUUUGCAAGGGGUAGGAGAGUUUUAGCCACCAAUACAGCUCAUAAAGAUUUAAUCAAUCAAACACUUGAAGCUCGGAAAAAUGGACCACCAACCACUUGAGGGUUAUCUACAAAGACCACAUGCAUUUUUGUAAAAAGCAAGACCUUGGAAAAUCCUAAAUUUCUGAUUUAGAGUUAAAGCUUAUAAGAAUCCCAUGUUCAAACCAUAAAAGAUAAGUGUCACCUUCGGCCUCCACCUUUAGAUUUUCAGUGAUUUUAGUCCAAGAAACAUAUAUCACACUUCUUACUUCCCAGGUUCUACUCAAUCUAAACUUCUAAAGCAAAAUGCAUCAUAUUCGCCCGAUUGAUACCUCUGGUGAUAUUUUGUUGCAAACGACCCUCUAACUCAUGAUCGUACCUCCUUUUCCUAUUUCAUACUACCCUGAAUUGGUAAAGCAUCACCCCUCCUGCCACCACCCACCCUCUAACAUACCCAUUUGAAUCCAAUCAACAUCUUCGGAGAACAUAAACUGGAUGCAUUGACUCUCAGCUAUCUAUCCUAAGAAAGAAGAGAAACUGCCAGAUUAGUAAAUGUGAUAUGAAAAUAUUGCAUCUAACAACCCCAAAUAACCCAAACAUUCCCCCUAUAAGCAUAUCAUAGUUAUAAAUUAGGCAAGCCACCCCUUGACCCAAAAAACUCCCAUAAUCUUAAGGCAACCUAAUCUUAACCCUGAGAUUGGCCUUCAACUUCUGUACAGAACACAAAGACAUAUAUGUAUAUAAGAUGAUGCUCAUC
Molecule: messenger RNA, 4119 nt
Organism: Chenopodium quinoa (quinoa)
Lineage: Eukaryota; Viridiplantae; Streptophyta; Magnoliopsida; Caryophyllales; Amaranthaceae
Product: pentatricopeptide repeat-containing protein At5g59600-like
Exons: 1
Coding region: 269-1909 (546 amino acids)
Biological process (GO): RNA modification
Molecular function (GO): protein binding; RNA binding
Source: RefSeq, a predicted model, not a curated record